Molecule: messenger RNA, 4532 nt
Organism: Phasianus colchicus (ring-necked pheasant)
Lineage: Eukaryota; Metazoa; Chordata; Aves; Galliformes; Phasianidae
Source: RefSeq, a predicted model, not a curated record
UUUACAUUUCUGAUGACACCAUUUGUGAAAUAUUUUCUCAUCAGAUUAUGAUAUAAGCGAGAGGUGAGUAGCAUUCCCCUUAUUUUUACAUCAUGUCAGCCUGAGGACAUAAGACCUCAGUGUGCUCUGGCUGAGAGGCUUGCUUUGCUCAAGCUGAAAUGGAACACGGUGGGCACUGGAAGAUGGGAAAACCUUGGGAUUCCUGCACCAAAUAACACCCUCCUCAGCACAGCCCAAGGCAGCUGCCUUCAAAACAGCAUUGGAAGAUAAAGCAGAGAAAAAACCUCCUUCCUGCCAGCCCACAGGUUGUGCAAAGCCUACAGCCGUGCCUCACUGUGGGAAGCACUGGGAAACUUUCCAGGUGCUUGAAAGCAUCUGGAUUUACCCAGCUUGGAGGCUGAGCAUGUACAGCUGUAUAAACUAUAGAGAAAUAUCCAAUUAAUCCCAUCUCCUCCUCCUCACAGUGAGAUUUAACGCAUAUAAUCAUAAGGUGAAACAGUGCUGUGCUGUCUAGGUGAGUGGUUGCAGGGACCUGUAAAGAAAUGCUGGCACCCAAUUACCUGCCCCUCCCUUGACUACACCCUCACAAACCAUGCACGUGUGUCUUCAGCAUGGGCUCAGGCAGGCAGAGAAGCAGUGUCUGCAAUACUCCGCAGUUCACCAUGUCUGGGGCAGGCAUGGCUCUCCAUUCGGAAAGUUCUGAGCUGCACAGCUGGGUGUGAAUAUGGGAAAAGGCAACAGGCAUGAGCAAAAUGCCACUAAAACUCAUCUGCUUCGUCCUCUGCACUCUGAUUGCACCUGAUCUCACAGGACUUCUAGGUGAAGAUGCUCCGCUGCCAGCACCUCAGAAUAUCUCUAUUCUUUCUACCAACAUGAAACAUUUCUUAAUGUGGAGUCCUGUGACCGUCCAGGGAGAAACUGUGAGAUACUCCGUUGAGUUUCAGGGGGAGUAUGAACGAGAGUACGCUAACGAGAGCUGGAUCCCCAUCUGUGAGUGUUCCCUCAUCACAGUCACUGUAUGUAAUAUCACAGAGGAUAUCUCAGCCACCGUGGCCUAUAACCUGCGCGUAAGGGCAGACAGUGGUGCUCGAAGAUCAGAGUGGGGCACCUUGAAAGGUUUCUUCAUUCGAAAUACAACUUUUCUGACCCCACCUCUGAUGAAGGCCAUAGCAGAUGGGUAUCAUUUACUAGUGGAGCUAGAAGACAUGGGACCUGCCUUUCAGUUCUUUGUUCUCUACUGGGAGAAGGGCCAGGAGAGCAAGAUGCAACAGAAGAUGGUGAAGGAGAUCAGCUCCACAGUUCAUCUGGCUACCAUGGAGGCAGCAGCUGAAUACUGCGUAAAAGCCCAGACGUACGUUGAGACAAUCAACAGAAGCAGUAGCUUCAGCCAACCACAGUGUGUGAGGGCACAAGGCAGCAGAUCCAUGUGGCCCAUCAGUGUCCUUAUGUCCUUCGCUGGCUUUGCUGUGGCUACCUUGACUCUGCCUUUCCUUGUCUGGAAAACAAGAAAAACCUUCCAGGAUUCCUGCUGCCCCACUGCUGUCCUGCCAGACACACUGAAAGUACCAGAGUCCCCCACCCAGCUGAUAUGGUGCGAGAGGGAAGAAGCUGAGCAAUGUGAUCUGAUGGUGCGCGUGAUCCCCUCAGAAGAGGUUCUCUGCCUGUGGAUUCAAGAAACACUUUAGAGCAUCCUAUUAAGAAAACAAAACUUCUACAGACCAGACAGAAUGUGCUUCAGUGUCUUCAGAGUGCCAACAAGAACUCUGUUCUUUGUGCCAAAUCUGCUGCAAGGAAGUGUUCUGUAGGAACACAUGGCCAGCUCUCAUCCUCUUCUUAACUUCAUCCAUUCACAGAAAAGCUGGAAAGGACCACAGGUGACAACUGCCAGUUUCUAUACUUCUUCAUAUCCAUACCUAUGAGCAGACAUGGGUUAACUUGUAUUUCCUUCAUGGUCACAUUGAUGGUCCCAAAGCAAAGCCUACACUUGAGCCACCAGCAUUUCACCAGAACAAUGUAUGUAGAGCUCAAACCCCGAGCCCCAACCCACUUCACUGUCAGUAAUUUUGCCUCAGGUGUUUUUUGCUUUUUUGUUUAAAAAAAAAAAAACCUGCCAGUAAAAGUUCCUUGCAUGGCUAAAACAGCUGAAAUGAACAGAGAUAAAAUGCUGUCAGGGCAGGCCCCAGAUAGGAAAUAAGAAUGUGUUCCAUGUGACAGAUACCAACAAAUGAUACCAUAGAGGAGAAAGAUUGUUAAGGAUGAGUUGUUUAAGUGGGAGGUGACUGGAGCUGAAAAAGCAAGGGAAAAGUAGACUCAAGAAAGGGGGGAAAGAAACUGAAGAAUAGAAAGAUAUGCAGAUCAUGCAGUCAGGGCCAUCUGGGGUGCAUGCUGGGCAGCUCCAUGGUUCAGCAUCACAGCUGAAGCAGGCUGCUGACUGCAUCAUGCACAGCAAACCUGAUUCUGUGGCCAGGACGGCUGGAAGAAAUGAACAGGAAUGUUUAUAUAGAGGGGAAAUAUCAGGAAGAAUGCAUCAAGCACCCCAGCACGACCACAUCACAGCCUGUUUCAGACCUGAUGGCACUAUUUUGUUCCAGAUAGCUUAUUAUCAUUUCUGCCUUCAGGAAGGAAAUCUAAAAAGAGAAAGUCCUGCUAAACAGAAAUAAGAUAUAGUUCUUUUGCAUAUACUGCAGUGAUGGCGGUUGCUGCAAGGAUAAGUCAUUUAACACCUGCUCAGCGGAGACUUAUGCUGGGAGGGCACGGGAAGGCUUUGAUCUGAGGAGCUGCUUUUAAAACUACCAGCGGAACUAAUGAAACACAGCAGAGCUGUGCCUAGACUUCCAUUCUUGCAAAGUCAGCCGAAGCCACCAGGUGGCAGCAAAGCACCGCGAGGGUAGCAGAACUGACGGAGCGGAGCUCUGCGCUCUUCUGCCGAGGCAGCCCCUUCCGAACCCCCCGCAGCUCGGCUGGCAUCUCGCUCCGAGCAGCACAGGCGCUCGCUUUGUUCCUAUCUUACCUGCUUCUGUCUGGACAACGCAAGAAUCUAGUCACUAGGAAUUAAGUAACCAUUAGGAUGGCUCUGAUGGGUUUGUAACAGAAUAUAGGGUAAGAAAACCUGUGCGAGCCUGAGCACUGGCACAGCGUGGAUGCUCGGGUUAUCACCAAUGAAUUGGAAAAUGGUGAGUUACAAGCAUACAUAUAAUAGCAGCUCCAGACAACUGUUGCAGCAAGUCCCUGCUGCUCGAGCUGAGCUGGGGGCUGCAGCAGGGGACAAGCAGCAGCUGGGUGAUGUGGGGAGCUAUGGGCAAGGAGGGAAGUCAGCGCAUAGAUGGUGUGGGCUCUUUGUCAAAUGCCUCCUUGAAUAGCAUUGCCCAGAUCUGUCUUACAGUCAGUGACCUUGGUGGUGAAGCUGGUUUAGUGAGCUCCCAUGCUUCACAUCUGUCCUGAUUUUAUUUCCAUGGGUUUGGAUGAGUUCUGAGUUUUAAUUUCUAGUGCACCCUACAAGGGUGUUCCCAUAAAGGAAAUUGUCCUGUUGCUUGUCCAGCCCAUGGCUAUUAUCUGAAAAGCCUAACAUCCUCUCUCUCUUCUCCUUCCAACACUGUUGCAUUACAGCACUAUCAGCCAGUGUUUAGGGAAACAGAAAAAAGCAGGAGAAGGCUUUGUUAAUUUGAACAGGAAUGGCUUCGGAAAAUUAUUUAAAUGCAUAUUUUCCAGCAGUGUAUUAAGCAUAGUGAAUAUGUUUCUUUCUCAUUGCAAUAACAGAUUUUAUGACCUUCCUCACUGCCAAUAAAGUGGCUUAACAAUUGCACAAUAAUGCCCAAGCAAUUUUAAAAGACACAUCUGGGAAGAAAAAAAAAAAUCUGACAGCAGAGAGACAGGAGGGAAUUGUUUACGUGUUGCUGCCAUCUUAGCAAGACUGUGCUCCAUUUACAUCAGGAUAUUCCUGUUUGUGUCUGUGGAGACGUGAAACCAAAUCUGAGAUGCUGACUGAAAGAGCCUGGAAAGUUUCCAGCUUCAAAGUACACACUGCAUUUUGCUGCGCCUGAAAAUUAGGGGAUAGAACAAUAGCAAUUGUUUUGCCAUCUCUGCAUGUAGAAACAGUGGCACCACAUUAGGGAGCUGCCGUCAGUCACUCCUUCCAUUCAUUUCCAUGCACUGAAAGAGUUAACAGUGCCUUAGCAGUCAUGGCAACGGCUGCCUUUGAUAACUGAUUUUGCUCCCACGACCAUAAUGCCACAUUUCAAAGACAGGAUCAGACAAGUAAUCGCAGCAAAAAGCCAUGAUGAACUUUGUUCAUUUCCAUUAGGGUGGUGGUAAGUGACUCCAUUUCUUUCUAAAUACAAAUUGCUUUGUUACUUUCCUCAUAAAGCGUCACAUGGAAAUAAAGUACAAACUUGCAUCACCUUGUCACUGCAUUUGAUUCUUAAGCUGCAUAUAACCUGUGGGAUGCAAUUCUUCAGUACAACCUUUUCCUGCAGACUUCCCAAGAGCAAAACAGAAGAAAUGUCAGUAAGACCUUUUUCCUCAAAGAAAAACCA